Molecule: messenger RNA, 696 nt
Organism: Nicrophorus vespilloides
Lineage: Eukaryota; Metazoa; Arthropoda; Insecta; Coleoptera; Silphidae
Exons: 1
Coding region: 93-527 (144 amino acids)
Source: RefSeq, a predicted model, not a curated record
AGGUGUGUUUGCAAUUCUCUUUUUAUUACACAAAGUACGAAGGGCAAGGAGAGACGGAGGGAGAGCGAGAGAGAUAUAAAAAAAAAAUAAAUAUGGGUGUCGUGGCGCAAGAAAGAAUCAACUCGAUGAGGACCGGCGAAUUGACGAAAUGGAUCAGCAAGGUAAAGAGCAAGAAGAGGGUGAACAGGAGCAAUGGCGAUUGCAAUUUAUAUAUCCACGCCGUUCUGGCCAACGCCCUUGCUGUGGCCGAGGUGACGCUUUCCGAGAAGCGACGCGAGCGUCAGAUGCGCUGGUACAACAAACGCUCAGAGAUGGCGCUGGACAUGUUGAUAGCCAGCGCCUCCAAUCAAUUGUCGCCGACAACUGAUAGUUGUGUGCCGCAACCGCCGACGACUCCACCGCCCAUGCAACCACCUUUGCCCGCGUCCGUUCUUGUAUACAAGGACAGCGAGGAACUCUCGAGUUUAGACAACUUCAUGAACCAGCUGAAGAAGGUCAAAUGCGUACCGCGUUUCGCGCAGCAGUGACAAACCAAGAGGAGAAGACGUUUCUGUUCGAUGCAUCGGAUACACAAUUUCUAAACUGAAAGAGAUGUGAUUCCUGAAAAUUAUCGACUAUCUGUGAUAUUUAUAUUAUAAACAUUUAUGAAUUGUGUAUCAUUUUUCCGAGAGCUGUGAUAUUAUGUAGAAUUUUUUC